Molecule: messenger RNA, 4826 nt
Organism: Myxocyprinus asiaticus (Chinese sucker)
Lineage: Eukaryota; Metazoa; Chordata; Actinopteri; Cypriniformes; Catostomidae
Gene: frmpd2
Product: FERM and PDZ domain containing 2
Exons: 29
Coding region: 1-3399 (1132 amino acids)
Cellular component (GO): cytoskeleton
Molecular function (GO): protein binding
Source: RefSeq, a predicted model, not a curated record
AUGGUUUGCAGAAUGAGCACAUUUGUGACCCUUGCAGAGGUGCUGGAGUCACGGGGAUCACCUCUGGAGGAGGAUGAGGUUUGGGCUCUCCUCCUGGGUGCAGCAGAAGUCUUGAUAAACAUCUCCUGUAAAGAUCCUGGCAACAUGUGCCUGGUCAUCAGCCCUGGUUCCAUGCUCCUUUCCACAAGCGGCAGCAUUGCCUUUAAGACCUGCAGUCGUUCUGAGGAUGUGGGCUCAUUUACUUCCCCAGAAAUGUCACAGAGAAACUCUUCCACCAGGAGGCAGGCCACAGAGAAGAUGGUGGUUUACUCACUGGGCAUGACACUGUAUUGGACAGUGGAUUAUCAACUUCCUCAAAAUCAACCUGUCCAGCUCAGUGACAAUCUGAACAGCCUUCUACUGAGCAUGUGUGAGGACGUGGCUCUCAAACGAGUGAACUUACUUACAGUGCUGGAGACAUGUGAGCAACAUCAUAAGAAUGUUCUCCUUUCCCGACCAGAGAGAGUCAUCAGGCAGAUGUCAGAAGAUGUACUACAGGUGGAAAAACCCCAAAAUGAUGCAACUCGUCUCACAGACCAAAGCCAGAUGGUUAGAGAAAGACUUAGAGGUGCUUCAUGUCAGAACUCUGUUUGGCUUCUAAAAGGGAACAGCACACCAUCACAAGCAGAUUUUAGCAGUUGUCACAGUUCACAGCAGAGAAGAUGUAACAGCACUUGGCUGACCCAAAGUCCUUGUCUCGACAGGCAUCGCCUGUUUAACUCGAGGACAAAUCAGUUAUUUGGCUCCUCAGUUAGCCUUAAUGGAAGGAAAAUAAAGGGAAAUGGCCCAGAGUUCAUCAGAAUGUUGGAGGAGCCUCUCGUCAUUUUAGAGCUGCCUAAUUCUAUUGUGUCAAACAAAGGGAGGUCAAGUUCAAACCAAAGGGACUUGACAGUUAUAAUGCCAAAUGGACAGAACAUUCUCAUCAAGUGUGAUGUCAAGUCGAGAGGGGGGGAUGUCUUUGAUAUGAUCAUCGCUCAUUCAAACCUUGUGGAACAUUUUUACUUUGGCCUUGCAUACAGUGAUGAUGAUGAAUUUUUCUUUCUUGACAAUGAAAAAAAAAUUUCAAAAGUUGCCCCCUACAGCUGGAAAAAAGUGCCCACUUCCACAUUUGUGCUUCAUUUCCGCAUCAAGUUUUUUGUGAACGACAUCUCUCUUCUUCUCAACAAGCUGACCCGUCAUCAGUACUAUCUCCAGUUGAGGCGGGACAUUUUGGAAGACAGGUUACCCUGUAAUGAGGAGACCUGCUUGUUUCUUGGUGCCUUGGCUCUCCAAGCCGAGUUUGGGGACAGUAUGCCUGAGGUUUAUGGGAAGAACUACUAUCAGCCAGAGCACUACGUUUCCAAGAGUGUUUUGCAGAAAAUGGCAAUGCCUUGCCUGAAAGAAGAGUUGCUGCGGUUACAUGCCAACAAUGCAAACAUGGUUGCUGAUGAAUCAGAGCUAGCGUUUCUCAAGACUAUUCAACAGCUUCCAGAGUAUGGAGUGCUGUUUCACCAUGUGACCCGUGAGAAGAAGCCUGUCUUUGAAGAGCUUGUCCUGGGAGUGUGUGCCAAAGGCAUCGUUGUGUAUGAAGUUAUAAAUAACUCCCGCACCACACGCCUUAGAUUCCAGUGGAGAGAGACUACCAGUAUCACCUCAACUCGAUGUAAAUUUGUCAUUGAGAGCAGCACCAAUAAAAAGAAGCACACCUUUCUGACUGAAAAGUCAAAAGUUGCCAAAUACCUCUGCAACCUCUGCUCUGCACAGCACAAGUUUCACAAAGAGAUGAGCUCUCGCCAACUCAGCCACAGCCUUGCUUCAGAGGAGAGUAUCGUGCAGUAUGCAGGCAUGUGCAGGGCCCAGAACAAUCUGACGAGAAGGUUGUCUGAGGUAGCACUUAACGAUGGACGCCUCAACGCCACUCCUGAUGACUCUAUGAGCAAGCUCUGUGAGGACAUUGCUAUCCGGAUCGAGACAAAGAUCAAACAACAGAGAGACUUAUUAGACCACACAGGAAGCCAAAGUCCAUUUCAGCAGAGAAGAUCUUUUAGCUCUCAAAAGAGAAGCUCUGAAGUCCCUUCUGUGUCUUCCGCCCAAAGAGAUACUCCAAUAAUUUUGCGACCACCAGAGAGGGAAAUAAUCUGUGUUUCCCUCAAAAAGGAUACAAAAGUUGGCCUUGGUAUUGUAAUUGUUGGAGAAGACAACACUGGGAGACUGGACCUUGGAAUCUUCAUUGCAUCCGUUGUUCCUGGAGGCCCAGCUGACCAAGAUGGACGCAUCAAACCAGGUGGUCGACUGAUCUCUCUCAACCAGAUCAGCCUGGAGGGAGUGUCCUUCAGUGAAGCUGCUGACAUCAUGCAGAACAGCUCUAAUGAGGUGGAACUUAUUGUCUCACAGCAAAAAGGUCUCAAUAAGUUUGGUGGCAGUGGUAGUCUGGCAGAGAGGGGCUACGAUUCGCAGAGUACUAUAUUGGUUGACAAUCGAACAGGGGAUGAUGAUUUGGAUGAGCUGGUCAAUGUUAUGAUGACCCCUAAAGCCAUGAGCAGGCUUCAUGUUCCUGAGGUCCGCAUUGUAAAUGCACAGGAUGAUUAUUCCCGGUCAUCAUCUUUGAUCAGCCUGAGACCUGAAGAGUUUAUAGUGAUGCUUUGGAAAUCUGGGGGCAGCCUUGGCAUCAGCAUUGCUGGAGGGGUGAAUACAGGUCUUCGCUAUGGAGGUAUUUACAUCAAGAGCCUGGUACCUGGUGGAGCAGCGGAACAAGAUGGGCGGAUCCAGCCAGGAGACAGACUGUUGGAAGUGGAUGGCAUCAGACUGCAGGGAUUUACAGAUCAGCAGGCUGCUGAAUGCUUGGCAAGAACAGGGGAGGUGGUGAGUCUGAUACUGGAGAGGGAUGGAGGCUCAGUGCUGCCUCGAGGCCCAGCAAGCCCUCGGUUACGGAACAUGCUCACCGUCCACACACCAGCUCCUGUAGGGACACAGACGAGGAACAGCUGUCCUGCCAUCACCAUGACAAGACCCUUCAUGGUCAAGCCCAGAGACUAUAGCUUUGUGUCUGAUGAUAACAUCCUGGAAGUGACUCUGAAGAAGAGACUGAACGGUCUGGGCUUCAGUUUUUUCAUCACAGAGCUGGACACUUCCCUCGACCGUGGCAGUAUUGUACGAAUAAGGACACUGUUCCCUGGUCAGCCUGCAGAGGAGAGUGGCAAGAUUCAGGAAGGAGAUGUCAUACUGUCUAUUAAUGGAGAGCCACUGAAGGGGUUGUCCUGUCAGCGAGUGAUACAGUUAUUGAGGAAUUCUCCUUCAGAGGUUCAGCUUGUGCUUUGCCGCCCUGCUGAAGGAACACUGCCACCUAUAUCUGAGAAAAUAGGCCAACUGACCUGCAGCUGAACCAUCAAAGAUGUUAUAUGGGCAUUUAAUGAAGGUCUUCUCCAGGGAAAAAAGCCCAUAGAGGAAUCCUGCAUUAUGGGCAAUGAUGGAUCCUUCAGGUCCUUUAAAAUACAAAAAGGCACAGGAAUGAAUGCAGAAGUGGACUACCAGUUUGAAGCACUUGCAAAAUCUUACAAAGAUUGAUGGUGCCUGGUCGUUUACUUGACUGGACAAACAGGUCCGGUGGGGUUGUGGAGCCCCCUCCGCCACUGCUCCUUGAUGACGGCCCAGCUGACGCCGUACACGAGAUCCUGGACUCUUGACGUCGAAGAGGUUGUCUCGAGUACCUUGUCGACUGGGAGGGGUAUGGCCCAGAACAAAGAUCAUGGGUGGAUCGGGACGACAUCCUGGACCUGGCCCUACUAACAAGAUUCCACGCGGACCAUCCCCAGUGUCCUGCUCUGUGUGGCUGGGGUCGGCCUCGACCCUGGGAGUUUCGGGCCUCUGGAGCGGUCCGUGGAGGAGGGGGUAAUGUCACAUCCACACCGGACUCCCUCUCAUACUCCAUACUCUGCUCACUCUCCCCUGAGUAUUAAUUAUCCACACCUGAUCCCAAUUCAUCCCUCAUCAACUCACCACUAUAAGUAUUCACCCUGCCACUUCAUCCUUGUCAAGUCUCCGCAAGGAAAUGUUAGACUCUCUUGCUCUCCUGUCUCCAGCGAGAAGCUAAACUCUCUCUCCAACGAUUUCCCUAUUCCAAGAUUCCUUCAUCACCCUGCUAUACUCCAUUCUCAUUAAGUUAAGUUCAUCUUACUGCAUUGCUGCUUAAUUACAUUCUGUUUAUUCAAUAAAGCUCCCGCAUCUGUGUUAACCCGUCAUCUAUGUCAGUGUGCUACGUUACAAAUAGACUUGAAUAAAAUAAAUAAAAUGUUGUUAACAAACAUGUUGUAUUUUUUUUUUUACCAACGGUUCGUUGAGAAAAGCGGAAUUGUUGCAAAAAAAGCUAAAUUCCUACAGAUGCACUGCAAGUUGUCCACAAGAUGGCAUCACAGCUGCAUAAACAUUUCUCUGUUCUCAAUUUUUAGCGGACACUUGACAUUUUGUCUCUGGUGAAAUGGGUUAUUGUUUUUGUUUGUGAUAUUACUACAUCCUAAAUGCUAAUGUAUCACCAUUAUGGUAAGUACAUAUUAUGCCACCUAGGAAGAAACCAACUUAACAGCUCUUUAAUGUCUGUUUGUUCACAGGUACACUGACGCUGACCUAGUAUUGCACCAAACAAUGUUUAUGGCAACUUACCAUAACCUACCCAGCUACCUUAACUACUAUAUUAUUUAUUAACUGUGACUUAAACAUUAUUAUUUGUCUGGUGCCUUGCAGUCAAAAUAAGAUAUCACAGCUCAUAAAGCCACCAGAUAUGCCUGUUUUAAGAACUGAAAUAUGUAUAAUGA